This is a messenger RNA of Olea europaea var. sylvestris, 3134 nucleotides long. RefSeq names its product serine/threonine-protein kinase/endoribonuclease IRE1b-like. Gene Ontology annotation, biological process: protein phosphorylation; IRE1-mediated unfolded protein response; intrinsic apoptotic signaling pathway in response to endoplasmic reticulum stress. Gene Ontology annotation, cellular component: IRE1-TRAF2-ASK1 complex. The record is from RefSeq and is a predicted model, not a curated record. Lineage: Eukaryota; Viridiplantae; Streptophyta; Magnoliopsida; Lamiales; Oleaceae. Bases 174 to 2933 code for a protein of 919 amino acids. The transcript has 6 exons. Gene Ontology annotation, molecular function: RNA endonuclease activity; ATP binding; protein serine/threonine kinase activity.
UUAUUGGAGCCGUCUUCUUCCGCAUUUUUCGAAAACCCUAAAAAGAAUGAAUUUUUCAUUCAUAUAAUCUUGAAUUGUACAAGGUCUUAUUAUCAUAACAAAAUCACACCCGAUUCGUUUUGGAAAGAUACGUUCUUUUCAUGCUGAUCAACAAAAUCAAUUGAAGUCGCCAGAUGAGAGGCGGAGGCCUAUUCAUUGCAUUUCUGUUUUUCACCUUCCUAAUUUUAGCUGUUGUAUUGAGGGUUAAAGCAAGCCCUGAUAACCCGGAUCCAGAUCCGGAUGUUCUCAGUGGUUCCGAAGGUCCAUCUACCAAUUCUCAAUUUGUAACGACGCCUAGACAUGAUACUGCAAUAGUGGCUGCUCCAGAUGGUAUGGUAUAUUUUGUUGAGAUUGGUUCCGGACAAAUCCUUUGGUCAUUUUCAUCCGGGCCAUCUAUUUAUUCCUCUUAUCAGGCACUCCCCAGUAGUGAAGGUGAAAAAUUUGUUUCCUCUGCUGAUGGUGAUAAUUUCUACAUAGAUUGUGGAGAUGACUGGAAACUUUACUUACACACGAAAGGCAUCAAUAAAGUGCAGCUCAAUCUGAGUGCUGAAGAAUUUGUGAGGCGCACUCCAUUUGUAUCAGCUGGUGGUGGUGUCAUGUUAGGAUCAAAGAUAACUGCUGUAUUUCUUGUUGAUAGCAAAUCUGGAAAAGUAGUUCGUACAUUUAAAUCCGAGAAUUUUCCCUCGGUUGGAGAGCAGGGUGCUGAUGAAUCUUCUAUUCUAGCUAGAAAGGAUAUUGAAGAAUUGGUAGGAUCUGGCCCCACUGACUUGGAGGAUGUUGAGAAGCUACUCUAUGUUACAAGGACAGACUAUAAUCUGAAGUAUACCUCCAAGGAGACCGGGGAAGUUCUUUGGUCUCUAAAGUUUGCUGAUAUUGAAGCUUCAUUCCAAUGUGAAGGAAUUGAGAAUUUACUGGGUGGACUUUUACCUGAGGCUGACAAGUUUGGUCCAGGAUAUAAGCUUCAUACAAAGUUGACAGUGCAUUGCCAGACGAGGCCUGUGGUCUAUCGCAUCCGUGAUCGUAGCUCACUGGAAUCCCUUUUUGUGGUUGACAAGUUACCAGAUGCUCUUCCAGGAGGCAAAGUUCUUUCUUUACCUUCUGCUGAUCAUGAUCCUAUGUUAGAGCCAGCGGAUAAGUUUUUAGGUGUUCAUCAUGGUAAUGAGAAACAACUAUUGCUGGCUUUGCCCAAACCUAACCCUGAAAAAUUUAUUAUCAGGGGUCUGCCUGGAGGUGGUGGUCAUCAUAUGAAUCACAGUAUAGACUCUCAUAAUUUAGAACGAUAUCAUCUCUGGCCUUCCUUUCUAUAUGCUGCGUUGGUGCCACUAAUCAUGGCUUUCUUUUUCUAUGUAAGAUGUGCAGUGGUUAGGGGACAAGGUAAAUUGUACCAGCAGCCUGAAGGCAAUAAGUUUCAGGUCAUAAAAACCAAAAAGAAGAAAAGUCGCAGAAGUGCUACCAUUAAAAAUAGCUCUGUUGUUGAGAACAAGACUAACCAUAUUUCAGACCAUCAGAGCGUACUGGCCAGAAAUGAUCUCCAAAACAUUGAAAUAACUAAAGGAAAUUUACUGAAUUAUUCAAGUAACUACAAGAGUCUUGUAAAUGGACGUCAGAUUGGGAAGUUGUUGGUUUCCGAUAAGGAAAUUGCCAAGGGAAGCAAUGGAACUAUUGUACUUGAAGGAAUUUAUGAUGGCCGUUUAGUGGCUGUUAAACGCCUUGUUCAGACUCAUCAUGAUGUGGCUUUAAAAGAGAUUCAGAAUCUUAUUGCAUCAGAUCAUCAUCCAAACAUUGUCCGAUGGUAUGGAGUGGAAUAUGAUCAGGAUUUUGUCUACCUUGCUCUGGAACGGUGUACAUGUAGUUUACAUGAUUUGAUAUUGUAUUACACCUCUACUUCUCAGAAUCAGAUACCUAUAGGAGACCAAGAUAAUGAAUCUCUUAGUGAUUGCCGGUUGCUGUCAGUUCUUGGAAAUGACAAGGAUCUUGAACUGUGGAAGGCUAAUGGCUAUCCAUCUACUUGCUUGUUACAAUUAAUGAGGGAUAUUGUUUGCGGACUAGCACAUUUGCAUGAACUUGGAAUUAUACAUCGAGAUCUAAAGCCUCAGAAUGUCCUUGUAAUCAAAGAGAGAGCAAUAUGCGCGAAGCUUUCUGAUAUGGGUAUCAGCAAGCGCUUAGCUGGGGACACGUCUUUAACCAAAAGUGCUACGGGUUAUGGGAGUUCAGGUUGGCAAGCACCAGAGCAAUUGCGCCGUGAACGUCAAAAGCGUGCUGUAGAUUUAUUCAGUUUAGGUUGUAUUCUUUUUUUCUGCAUAACUGGGGGCAAACACCCAUUUGGGGAAAAUUUUGUGCGUGAUAUAAAUAUAAUCAAUAAUCAGAAAGACCUUUUCUUGAUAGAGCAUAUACCAGAAGCAACAGAUCUAAUCUCCAGACUCCUAGAUCCAAACCCAGAUUUGAGGCCAAAGUCAGUGGAGGUAAUGCAGCAUCCUUUGUUUUGGAACUCUGAGAUGCGGCUCUCAUUUCUUCGAGAUGCUAGUGAUCGGGUUGAAUUAGAGGACAGGGAUAGUGAUUCUGAACUCUUGAAGGCACUCGAAAGUAUCGGAAAAGUUGCUUUUGGGGGUGGUAAAUGGGAUGAAAAGAUGGACAUCAUCUUUAUUAAUGACAUUGGCCGUUACAGGCGUUAUAAAUUUGAUAGCGUACGCGACUUGUUGCGUGUCAUAAGAAACAAGUUGAACCACUUCAGGGAACUUUCAAAAGAAAUUCAGGGAUUAAUAGGACCGGUUCCUGAAGGAUUUGAUUACUAUUUCUCAAGUCGAUUCCCAAAACUUCUUACAGAGGUCUACACAGUGAUUAGCAGAUCUUGUGCAGAGGAAGAAACCUUUCACAAAUACUUCAGAAGUAAAUAGCCUCUGUUUGUCCUCCUUGUUAAUAUUAUCUUGUAAAUGUGUACCACAAAAUCUAUUUUUUUGUAUACUCACUUGUAAAUUAUUCUUGGAAAGUCUGUCUACAUUAAUGAAUUUUAUGGUACCCCCACCCACCCAAAACUGUCACAGGCUCCUGCACAAAUAAUCUUAUAGAUAAAGGUAAUGAUAUUCUAAUUAUUAUUU